CCCCCCAAAGCAAAACAGGCAAACGCCUUCAUCUCUCUCUCUCUCUCUGCCUUCUGAGAAAGUUGGAGCGAAGAAGGAAGGGCGGGCAUGGUGACACCUGGUGAUUCUGGUGUUUCUGAUGGUUGUUGAAGAGUGUUGAAAUUUACUAACAAUAAGUGUUGUUCAUCUUCAUCAAUAAGUCUGGCAGGAUUAAGGAGAAUCUCUGUGCCACUCAGGCUUAGAAGGAAAACCAGGAAAAAGAAGAUCCCUAAAGUCAAAGAUAAGUUAAUGGAUUUCUGGCACAAGAUGAUUUUCCCUGUCCGGCGUGUCUGGCUUGCUCUCUCUUCUCGCCUCAAGACUCGCAGAAACGGGGAUGGGCUGCUGAAGCUUCAAGAUGAUAUACAGACAUGUGGGUAUCAAGAUGUACAAGUGAUGUGGGAAAUGCUUAGAAGAACAGAACCUGAGGCUGUGGACAGCCAUCAGAAACGGAAACAACAGCCAUUCUGGGGAAUCUUUGUUUGGCCUUCUAAUUCUAACCACAGUGAUGCAUCCUUGGAAUCUUCCAAGUCUUCGUAGUUGUUAAGGCGAAGCAGACUU
Neltuma alba is the source of this 576-nucleotide messenger RNA. RefSeq lists its product as uncharacterized. The transcript has 2 exons. Bases 268 to 555 code for a protein of 95 amino acids. NCBI's taxonomy places the organism in Eukaryota, Viridiplantae, Streptophyta, Magnoliopsida, Fabales, Fabaceae. The record is from RefSeq and is a predicted model, not a curated record.